Molecule: messenger RNA, 3486 nt
Organism: Amphiprion ocellaris (clown anemonefish)
Lineage: Eukaryota; Metazoa; Chordata; Actinopteri; Pomacentridae
Gene: atl1
Product: atlastin GTPase 1
Exons: 14
Coding region: 145-1833 (562 amino acids)
Biological process (GO): endoplasmic reticulum organization; protein homooligomerization
Molecular function (GO): GTP binding; GTPase activity
Source: RefSeq, a predicted model, not a curated record
AUAAAAUAAUUAAAAAAAGAGCUCCAUCAUCCUCCUCCUGCACCGUUGUGCUGGAGAUAGGGCAUCCUCCCAGCCGCCGACACUCAUGACUGCCGACUAGGGCCGCACAUUUGCGCACAAACGGAGGGAUUCAAGGACCGCAUCAUGGCCAAACACCGUCCCGACAGAGACAGCUGGGGUGAGUGGUCCCUCAGCGACAAAAAUGUCUACGACUGGAGCUCGGAGGAGGAGGAACCUGAUGGACGAGCUAGGCCCGUCCAGGUUCUGCUGGUCAAAGAUGACCACACCUUCGAGCUGGACGAGGCGGCGCUGAGUCGCAUCCUGCUGGCUGAGGAGGUCCGGGACCGGGAGGUGGUGGCCAUCUCGGUGGCCGGAGCUUUCCGCAAGGGCAAGUCCUUCCUCAUGGACUUCAUGCUGCGCUACAUGUACAACCAUGCAUCUGAACAAUGGCUCGGAGAUGCAGAAGAACCUCUGACCGGCUUCUCCUGGAGGGGAGGCUCAGAGAGGGAAACCACCGGGAUCCAGAUCUGGAGUGAAGUCUUUCUGGUGGACAAACCAGACGGGAGAAAGGUUGCUGUGCUGCUAAUGGACACGCAGGGCACGUUUGACAGCCAGUCGACGCUGAGGGAUUCAGCCACCGUGUUCGCUCUGAGCACCAUGAUCAGCUCCAUGCAGGUUUACAACAUCUCACAGAAUGUACAAGAGGACGACCUUCAGCACUUGCAGCUUUUUACUGAGUAUGGCCGACUAGCUAUGGAGGAGACUUUCCUCAAACCGUUCCAGUCCAUGAUUUUCCUCGUACGAGAUUGGAGCUUUCCGUAUGAGUUUCCCUACGGACAGGAAGGAGGCAUGAAGUUCCUCGAGAAGAGGCUGAAGAUCUCAGAGAACCAACAUGAAGAGCUGCAGAAUGUCCGGAAACACAUCCACUCCUGCUUCACCAACAUCUCCUGUUUCCUGAUGCCUCACCCCGGCCUCAAAGUGGCCACUAACCCACACUUUGAUGGAAGAAUUAAAGAGAUUGACGGUGAGUUCAUAAACAACCUGAAGAUUCUGGUCCCCUGGCUGCUCAGCCCUCGUAACAUCGAUGUGAAAGAGAUCAAUGGCAGCAAAAUCACCUGCAGAGGCCUGGUGGAGUAUUUCAAGGCAUACAUCAAAAUAUACCAAGGAGAAGAGCUGCCACAUCCAAAGUCAAUGCUACAGGCCACAGCAGAGGCGAAUAAUUUAGCAGCAGUCGCAGCUGCAAAGGAUCUGUACAACAAGAAGAUGGAGGAGGUGUGUGGAGGCGACCGGCCUUUCUUGGCGCCCAGCGAGCUGCAGGCGCGACACGGCGUCAUCCGAGAGGAGGCGCUGCAGGUGUUUCGGGGCGUGAAGAAGAUGGGCGGCGAGGAGUUCAGCCGCCGCUACCUGCAGCAGCUGGAGGGGGAGAUCGACGAGGUGUUCGUCCAGUACAUCAAGCACAAUGACUCCAAGAACAUUUUCCACGCCGCCCGCACGCCGGCCACGCUCUUCGUGGUCAUCUUUGUCAUGUACGUGGCGGCGGGCAUCACGGGCUUUGUGGGCGUGGACAUCAUUGCCAGCUUGUGUAACAUGAUCCUGGGCCUGGCGCUGAUCACGCUCUGCACCUGGGCCUACAUCCGCUACUCCGGGGAGUACCGGGAACUGGGCGCCGUCAUCGACCAGGUGGCCGGAGCGCUGUGGGACCAGGGGAGCACAAAUGAGGCUCUCUACAAGCUGUACAAUGUAGCGGCCAACCACAGGCACCUGUACCACCACGCCUUCCCCGGGCCUCAGGUGGACGAAGCGGCCGAGGAGCAGGACAAGAAGAGGGACUGAUUAGAAAAAGACAGAACUCGGCAGGGACUUCUGGAGGAACAUCCUCACCAUCAGGCACUCUUUUAUUCUGGUACCGGCUCCGGUGCAUUCACUACUUUACUCCUUAUCCCGGACUGUGUAACGUUCAUGCAGGCAACAAACGCCAUCUACCAUCACUUUUUAAGAAAAAAACCCACCUGUACAGAUACUGUCGGCACUCUGCUGGAGGAGCCCUGCGCAUAUCCAACCUCCAGUCAGCUCUUUAGUUCACACUUUCUCCAUCGUUUGUCUCCAUGAUUUUCAAAAUAAUAGCCCAACGUGUGAAAAUCCUCCCAUAUCGUGACGAUUUGUUCUGUUCUUUGAAGUUUAGUGCUGUUUAUAAGGAACAAUAUCUAUGAUGUUUGGAAGCCAAAAAUAAUGUGUGUUAACUAAUGAUCAUCAGCAUGGUAAAUGGUUAAUGUCUGUCAUCUUUAAGCUCUAAAAACCAGGUAUAGUUCAUUUUAAAAAAAAGUUUUAAUGGUUGUGACAAAGUGGUAUCGUGCCAUAACGUAAAAAAAAAAUCACUUCAUGCAGACACUCGAUGGCACUUUUGUUUUGGAGGUUGGCGGAUCAGGGAGUAGCAACACAACAGAGGAACACGAGUUUACACAUCACAGCUGACGUUAUCUCACACUGCAAUUUUGUAAUUCCUCUCGCUAUAUAUAUAUAUAUAUCUAUCUAUCUACAUGUGUGUGUGUGUGUGUUUGGCUUUGGAGAGGAAAAGAGUGUUUCCAUUGUACCGCAGAGGCGGGGGCCGAAGCCAUUGUUGUGUUUCUCACUGAAUGUUCGAGCAGAUCCGAGGAAUGUAGCUGUUCUGCGGCCACCGAGGAAUCAAAGCGAGAUGUUAUUAGGCGUGGCGACGGGCCCCGCUCUGGAAAAAAAAAGAAAGAAGAAAAAAAAGGAUCCUCAUUCCACGUCUCUUUCAUCAUCUUCACAAAACUUAAGCUGAAUCAUCUGUGCAGAACUGCUGCAUGAUGAAAGAGGCCCGAGGCUUUAUUUUGUUAAGUUUUUUUUAUGUGUUCUCCAAAAACUUCUGCUUGCAUUUUUGGUGUUCGAAUACUUGGGCUUAGCAAGACUGUUACUGUACAUUUGUAUAUGUGUGGUUUUUUGUUUUUUUUAGCGCUGUGUAACGUCACACACUGCAGCAUACAGUAGAGACUUGUCUUUUAUUCGCCCCCUCAGAUCUGGUCAGAGGAACACCGUCAUGCAUAUUUAGCAAGUUUAUAGUGAGGUCAGACCUCAAGGGUUGAAAAUUUAAAGGCACUGCAGCAGAGUGGCUUCUUGAGUCUUCCACAAUGUAUAAUCAACAUCACACAAAGAACCAUCCGAGGCCACUUUAAGAUCUGUGAGGUUUCUUUUUCCUUUUUUUCCGCCUCCCUCUCUUCACGACCAUGUUCUGGGUGCCGUGUCCAUUCACGAGUAUGAAAAGUAGUAUUUGUUUACGUUGUGUUGCGAGAUUUUUGUCUGUUAGAAAAAGAGAUUUAACGGCUCCGUUCCUCCUCGUCGACGCCGAAAUAAACACUCCGGAGCCUCUCGGUGAGAUCCUCCAAGUCAACUCUGCUUCGUUUCGACACACGCGUUGCAAAGUUUCAGUUACAAAGAAACAACUAAUAAAGAUGGACCAAACUAACACAA